This is a messenger RNA of Panonychus citri (citrus red mite), 3407 nucleotides long. RefSeq names its product FYVE, RhoGEF and PH domain-containing protein 6-like. The record is from RefSeq and is a predicted model, not a curated record. Gene Ontology annotation, molecular function: metal ion binding; guanyl-nucleotide exchange factor activity. NCBI's taxonomy places the organism in Eukaryota, Metazoa, Arthropoda, Arachnida, Trombidiformes, Tetranychidae. Gene Ontology annotation, cellular component: cytoplasm.
UUUUCUAGUGCUGCCAUCUGGUUGACUGUUUUCUUUUUCGAGGUGUGACUGGGGAAAAAUCUGUGAUUCUUCAUUUCGGCAAUUUGAUUAUUCUAGUUUUCCACUUCAAAUGGGAGUGUUGUCAUUCUGUUAAUCUGAUUGAUUUAAUUAGUAUUUUAAUCCGUGCAAGUGAAAUGUCUAGUCCACUAACCAUAAACAACAGUUCAACAAUCGGCGAAACCAAAAGUGAAUCUGAUGAUUGCUCAAUUAAUGGUAAAAAAGGUGAUGAUGAUAAUUGUUUACCAUCAAUUAAUUUACAACAACAACAAGAAGAAAGUGAAAAAAAACCUUUUAUCAAUAAGCCUAAACCUAAAUUGACAUUGAACAACAAUUUAAUCAAUUCUAAUAAGAAUCAAUUUGUUGAUAAUCAAUCAGAAUUAACAUUUUCAUCAAGUUAUCUUCAUUCAUCUUCUUCUCAAUUAACAAUAAGUAUAACAUCAUCAACAUCUAAUAUUUCACCUGAUCCAAUAUCUCCAAUAAUUGGUGAUCCAGUCCGUCGAUUUUAUCCUUGCCGUCCUGCCCCUGGUCCACCUUCAUCUCGAAGCUCAAUUUCAUCAAUUUCAUCCAAUACCGGAUCAUUUUAUGGCCUCAGUGAGAGUGAAUCAAUUACAUCAACCAAGAAUACCAACCGACCUGUCACUCCCAGAGCAACAACACCCAAACCUCCAGUUCCAAUUAAACCUGCUCACCUUAGGAAUUUGCGACUUGCAUCUCAAUCACCUCCACCUCUAUUGACAAAAACGCAAUCCCAAGAAAAUGGCUCAACGGACAUCAAGCAAUCAUCUUUUCACCCUGACAAAAGCUCAAUUCAAACGACAACAGCUCAAUCAAAUUGUCAACAGGAAAAGGCUUCUCCACCACAAUUAAGAAAGAAUCAAUUAUCUCAUCAGCUAAACGUACAAGAAGAUUCAAUGUGUGAUAAUAUUUCAAUAUCAUCACCAGAAUCACGAAGUAAAUCAAAUUCUCUCAAUGGAACAGUUAAUAGUUUUCUCCAUCCACAUUCAACAAUUGAAACAUCGGAAGAGGAAUUUUCAGAUUCCCGAUCAAUCGGAUCAACAAAUUCAAUAAUUGUUGCUUCUAACACUGAUUUGGGUGGUGUUGGCUGUGAAAUCGAUGGAGAGAAGAUCCUUUCACCCGAAGAAGAGGCCAAAAAACGACAGGAGCGAAAACUAUUCCUUGUAGCCCAAGAAUACAAAACUGAAGAAGAUUUUGUCAACAAUAUGGUUUUACUUCUCGAUUUUCGUGAACACAUUCGUAAUUCAAUUCCAGAGGAAAUUGUUAACUCAAUAUUUCGCUAUGUGCCCGAAUUACAUGAAUAUCAUAAACAAUUAGCCGAAGAAUUUCGUAAUCGAAUCAACUUAUGGGAAAGUAAACCCAAAAUUGCCGAUGUUCUCAUCAUCAUGGGACCAUUCUUGAAACCUCACGCUCCAUACACCAAAGAGUUUACCUCCAUGGUAACAACUCUCGAAGAAACAACGAAAAAAUAUCCAGGUUUUGCUGAUUCCCUACGAGACUUUGAAAAAAGUGAUCGAUGCAAUAAACUGCUAGUCCGUCAUUAUAUGCACAAACCUGUCCAGCGAUUACCUCAAUAUAAACUUAUAUUGGAAAAAUAUCAAACCUAUUUAACGGUAGAUCAUCCCGAUUAUAAGGACACUUUGGCCGCUAUUGAGUUGGUCAGUAAAAUUGCUGAUUUUGCGAAUGACUUUGUUCGUAAAGGCGAUAGUUCAGAUAAAUUAUUGAAAAUUCAAACCUCAUUGGUUCGCGCACAUGAGAUCAUAAAACCUGGACGAGUUUUACUUAAAGACGGAGAAUUGGACAAACUGUCACGUCAUGAACCUCAACCUCGAUUGUUUCUCCUUUGCAAUGAUUGUCUCAUUUAUUUGACUCCCUUACAACAAGGAACCGUUUAUAAGCUUAAUCAUGAACUUCCACUUGAAGGAAUGAGAGUUCAAGUUCCUGCACAUCAACAGUUUCAAAAUGAAUUCAGUAUAAUCUCGCCUUCUCGGUCAAUGAGUCUUUCCGCUAAAACACCGAGUGAAUGUGUCUCUUGGAUUGAGGCGAUACAAAAAGCGAUAAAAGAUUAUGAGACUCGCCGAAGUACAUUCAACACAAAUUCGCACGAUGGUAAAUCAUCCAAAUCCACUUUACUUGGUUUCGAGGCUCCAAUUUGGAUUCCCGAUACUCGAGUCACAAUGUGUCAAAUUUGUUCCGCUGAAUUUACUGUGACAUUUCGUCGUCACCACUGUCGAGCCUGUGGUAAAGUCGUUUGUAACGAUUGUUCCUCCAAUAAAGCUCCAUUGAGAUAUCUUAAAUUUCGAGCGGCUCGUGUUUGUGAUCAGUGUUUCCCCGUUUUACGAGAUCAAAUGACCAAAAGUCUUACCUCAGUUCCAACAAAUAAUCGUGAUCAUGGCGCCUCUUCAGAUGAAAUAAACGAUGACCAUGGAGAUGAUGGUAACUCUAAUGGUAGUUCAACGCCGACAAAUAACAACAACAACAACAAUAAUAAUAACAAUGGAUCAACAAUCAAUCCGUCCAGUUUUGAUUUAGAUAAUCUGAAAGCUCAAUUUGUCCGAUUAUCACUUCGAGGGUCAGGUCGGAGGAGAUCACUUCCUUCACGAUUAAAAGAGGUUUCAGCUGAUGAUAAAAACUGUUCGAUCAGUGGUUAUCUGUUAUAUAAAAAGAUCUACAAAAAGAAUUAAAAGGCCUGGUUCGUUGUAAAAGAAAAAGUUCUUUAUCGAUUCAAGGAGUCCAAUGAUACGGCAGCUCUUCAGAGUUUUCCGAUUCUUGGUUAUCAAGUCCAGUUAGUGACCGAUGUGACCAUAGAUACCUCAGAAUCUGGAUUAAUAUUCCAACUUUCCCAUCCGGGUCAGAACACAAUCUUAUUUAAAACCACUACCACCGAAUCGGCCUCAAGUUGGAUUCAAGAGAUUCUCACCAACACUCAACUUUAAUUUAAAUUGUCACAACGGAAAGAUUAUUUUUUCACUGAUUGUUUUUCAAUCGAUUGAUUUUUUUUCUUGAUUAAUUGUUGUUUAAUUGGCAACGUUUUUUUUUGGCCUUCUCAUUGAGUACAAAUAUUUUUUACUGGUGAUCAAUCAUCAGACGGAAUUUGUAUCGUAAAAUGACCUGAAUCUGGUGUUGAUCUGUUUUCUAAUUAAUCGCCCUGAUCAUCAUCUCAAUCAUCAACAAUUUAUAUAUCUCUCUAAAUUAAUUAUUAUCAUUGGUUGUUUAUUUUGCCAAAAGUGUAUCCAUUGUUUUUUUUGCCUUACAAGUUUUUUUUGUACAUUUUGUUUUUAAAUCCAAUCAAUUGUAUUAAGAUUUAACAACGAUAAUUAUAUUAACAGUCACGAGAAUCACCGUCAUCACAA